AUGUACCUCACUUUCGCCGACGCAGACCUGAUGGAUCCGUACCAGGAUAGCGCAGUCCUCGGCGGCUUGGCUGCGCGGCAGGCGCCGAGGGUGCUGGACCUGAUCCGGUAUGCUUAUACCAAGACGACUCGUCUCGAGCCGAUAUCACCUACCUCCGCGACGCAGCUUCGGGAGAACGAGCUGCGGCGAUUGGUCGUGCAUUAUGCGGCUUGUAAGGUCAAGGAACUGGCGCGAUAUCAUUCUCCCGGUGAUAGUGAGGUUGCCACGCCUUCUUUGCGACCGAUUGAUGUGCGGGUGGAGCGGGCUGAUGAGGGUGCGCCGAAGAGCUUGCGAUCAUUGCUUGAUAUGACGCCGGAGCUGGCCUCUGACCUUGUUUAUCGCAUGAUGUGA
This is a messenger RNA of Penicillium waksmanii, 390 nucleotides long. RefSeq lists its product as uncharacterized. NCBI's taxonomy places the organism in Eukaryota, Fungi, Ascomycota, Eurotiomycetes, Eurotiales, Aspergillaceae. Bases 1 to 390 code for a protein of 129 amino acids. The record is from RefSeq and is a predicted model, not a curated record. The transcript has a single exon.